AUGAUGAAGAAGGUCAUAUUGCUUUGGUUCGUUUUCGUAUGCGGAGUGUUCGCUUUCCGGAACUCAGGGAACAAGCGGCUGUGCCAGGAGACGGGUCAGCGGAAAGGGAGUGUAAACUACAGGAGGACCAAAAGUGAUAACGGCACGGAGCGCAAAAGGGGAGGUUAUACCUAUUCCCUGGGAAGCACAUUUGAUGAUGUGAAGAAAGUAAUUUCUAAGCAGCUUUCAGUGGAGGAGGAAAAAAUACAAAUGGAGUCCAAUUUCACCAAGGACCUGGGGGCCGACAGCCUCGACUUAGUUGAACUCAUCAUGGCACUGGAGGAAAAAUUUAACAUAACCAUCUCGGACCAGGAUGCAUUGAAGAUAAGCACCGUGCAGGAUGCGAUUGACUUUAUUGAAAAAAAUAAAAAAUCGGAUGCCGGCGGGGAAGUGAGUAACCACACAUGCAGUGCGAAGAAACCCAUUUGGAAGAAGGCCCGCACACCUUUCCACAUGGCACUCCCCAAAAGGAAUGCCUUGUUAAAAACGACGGUGCUGUGCUACUACCUCCUCCUAACGGCUCCCUUUUGCAACAUCACAACCACUACGCUCUGUCAUGGGUUCAUUUUAAAACACACACCCACGUUAGAAGCAUUUCUAAGUGGAAGGGACAGCACAAAGAAGGGGCUCUCUAACGACCAUCUGCGAAGGAACAUCUUCAAGAACAGGAGCAACACGAUGUGUGUACAUGGGAAGAAGAAGGGAAAAAACAAAGAGGUGUUACAUCAGGUGCAGGAAAUUAUAAACAAGCAAAACUUGCAUAAGGGGAAUGAGGAAGACGAGCAGGACCAAGAGGAGGAAGAAGACCAUGGUGAAAGGGCGAAAGGAAAAGGUAAAGGCACCUCUAACCCUCGCACAGGACAAGAAAGGAACACGCAGAAAAGUCACAAGGGAAACAUGCCAAAGGAAACACCCGGGGGAAAAAAUAAAACAGCAGACCUGUACCUGCGUAAUAAUAUAAGAAUAAAGUCUAGCUUGACGGAAGAGGAGGAAGAGGACGGUGUUGAAGUGGGCAGGGACACGGAAGAAGACCCCCUCACAGAAGAUGCCUCUUCAAUGGAAGACAUCUCCCCCGACGAUGAGGAGGAACAGGAGGAACCUGUCACAGAAGAGGACCUAGACACCCUAAACAAAGCAUGUGCAGAAAAAAUGGAGAGCGUUUACAGCUAUAUCAAGAAGGAGUCCUACCGAUUUAAUCUGAACAGCCUGUCCAAUACCAUGUUUGAAAAUGAAAGAAUAAAAAUAAAUGACCAGAAUCAUAUAAUUAAACAUAUAAGUCACAUUAAGAAGAAGGAAAAUUUAUUCAUUAUCACUCCCUACGACCCCUACUACGUCAAUUUCAUAUACAACCACUUCGUAAAGGAGUACAAGGAACUUAAGUUUUACGUGAAGGACAGGUCAGUCUAUGCAGUUGUCCCCCCUCUGUCUGAAAACCUAAAGAACGAAAUUAGAAUAAAAAUUAAGGGAAAGAUUGAAGACGCCAAGGGGACCUUGAGGAAUGUGAGGAAGCAGAUGCUGACCAAGCUGGAGAAGGUGCGCGGUCGCAUUGGGAAGGACAUUUAUUUUGCGCAGCGGAACCAUAUACAGAGUCUGCACGACCAGACGCGCAAGCGCAUUGAGGCCAUCCUCAACGAGCUCCGCUGA
Messenger RNA from Plasmodium fragile, 1683 nucleotides. RefSeq names its product acyl carrier protein. Gene Ontology annotation, cellular component: mitochondrion. Gene Ontology annotation, biological process: fatty acid biosynthetic process; translation. The record is from RefSeq and is a predicted model, not a curated record. NCBI's taxonomy places the organism in Eukaryota, Apicomplexa, Aconoidasida, Haemosporida, Plasmodiidae. The coding region runs from base 1 to 1683 and encodes 560 amino acids. The transcript has 5 exons. Gene Ontology annotation, molecular function: ribosomal large subunit binding.